Molecule: messenger RNA, 765 nt
Organism: Sphenostylis stenocarpa
Lineage: Eukaryota; Viridiplantae; Streptophyta; Magnoliopsida; Fabales; Fabaceae
Source: the annotation of a GenBank genome assembly
AUGUUGGCCAUUUUCCACAAAGCUUUUGCUCAUCCACCUGAAGAGCUGAACAGUCCUGCAUCUCACAAAGGCUCCAAGAAGCCUAAGGUUCCUCAGGAGACUCUCAAAGAUUUCCUUGCCCACCAUCCUCACAACACUUGCUCUAUGAGCUUUGGUCAUGCUGCUGUGCUAGCUUAUGUCCGUCCUGAUCAACCUUUCUCUCUUAAUCAAAGGUUGUUUUGCGGGAUUGAUGACAUAUACUGUCUCUUCUUGGGGAGCUUGAACAAUUUGUCCCUACUCAUCAAGCAAUAUGGUUUGUCAAAGAACACCGAUGAGGCCAUGUUUGUGAUUGAAGCCUAUAAGACCCUCCGUGACAGGGGUCCAUACCCGGCAGAUCAAGUUGUCAAGGAACUUGAUGGCAGCUUUGCCUUUGUUGUGUAUGACAGCAAGGUUGGAAGUGUCUUUGCAGCUCUGGGUUCUGAUGGAGGAGUGAAGUUGUAUUGGGGCAUUGCAGCUGAUGGAUCUGUGGUAAUCUCUGAUGAUCUAGAAGUCAUAAAAGAGGGGUGUGCCAAAUCCUUUGCUCCCUUCCCCACGGGGUGUAUGUUUCACAGUGAAGGAGGCUUGAUGAGCUUUGAGCAUCCAAUGAACAAGUUGAAGGCAAUGCCAAGGGUGGACAGUGAAGGGGCCAUGUGUGGGGCCAACUUCAAAGUUGAUAAGUUUGCCAGAGUCAACAGCAUUCCCAGAGUGGGAAGUCAAUCCAAUUGGAUGGAAUGGGACCAACAUUAG